Bursaphelenchus okinawaensis is the source of this 2646-nucleotide messenger RNA. The record is from the annotation of a GenBank genome assembly. NCBI's taxonomy places the organism in Eukaryota, Metazoa, Nematoda, Chromadorea, Rhabditida, Aphelenchoididae.
AUGGUGGUCGAACAUGUGAAUCACGAUGGAGAAUGGCCGGCGAUUCAACAGAAGGCUGGCCAGAACAAGUUGUUGGUGGUUGACUUCUACGCAGAUUGGUACGAUUUCAAAGAAUGAUUAUCUAAAAUCUUGUUUUAUGGAGAAACGUCAUGUGUUUCUUAAUGUUUAAUAUAUGCAAGAAAAUGUCUUAAUAUGAUAAAUUAAGCAAUUUGCAUUUAUUAUUUUAAUGACAACAUUUGCGGAUGAUGUUUUAUAUUAUCUUAUGUCUUUUCAGGUGUGGACCAUGUCGAAUGGUAGCUCCGCAUUUCGAGCAACUUUCAAAUCAGUACAAAGAUGCUGUGUUUGUCAAAGUGAAUGUAGAUUAUUGCAAUAGUAAGUUCUUUUCUUAUAUUAUUCAUGUUUUAGUGGUCUCUCAAAUGCACUCAGUACGAGCGAUGCCAACGUUCGUACUGUUUUUGGCUGGAAAAGAAGUUGGUCGAGUUCAAGGUGCUGACAUCAGAAGAGUUGAGUCUAUAAUUCAACAGAACUACCGACCGGUCGCUGCCGCUUCAGAGAAGCCUAAUCCUCGAAAAGCGAACCACUUGGAGCGACAGUUCCUACACAAUCACAUUGUGUCAGUGGUGGACAGAGUGAAAGAGUACGAAGACGAGAUCACUCAGACCUUGGCCUUGUCAGUGAUACCUUUGGAUAAGUUGAAAGAGCAGUCCAAGGUUGAUGGUAAAGUAAAGGAAGCUCUGUUAGCUAAAAACUUGAUGAAGUGGUUCCACGAUGACUUCUUCAGGUGGCUGGACCAGCCGGAGUGUUGCAAGAAAAAGACAACUUUUAUUGGUAUGUUUUAUAAAUCUACCGUCUUUAAAGACUUUUACGUUUAUAUCAUUUUAAAUGGUUAUUACACUAUAGGUUGUUUUGAAUCAUAAAAAAAUAUUAUACCUACAGCCAAGUAUAAUUUUUUGCAUUAUAAUCAAGUAUCCGAUUUUAGGUGACUCCCCACCAUCUGCGGACGAACGCCAACGCGGUGCAGACAAAGUAGAGGUGUUCAACUGUACCAGUUGUAACCAGAAGUGCCGCUUCGCCCGCUUCAACAACCCGGCUACACUAAUCGAGACUCGAGAAGGUCGCUGUGGAGAGUGGGCCAACUGUUUUGCUUUGUUUUGUCGCGCUGUGGGUCUCGAAACCCGGUAUGUGAUAAGUACUGAGGACCAUGUUUGGGUGGAGAUAUACGAUCCUGAAAGCAAGAACUGGAUUCAUCUCGAUCCAUGUGAGAAUGUCAUCGACCGACCAUUGUUAUAUGAAAAGGUAAGGUAAUAUAGACACAUAAAUCUCUGAAAUUUGCUAUUAUUUUAUUUUCCGAAUUUAUUAAGAUUUAAAAAGACCGUGGCUAAGUUAUGAUUAAAGUAAUUACACAUUUACUAUGAUGUAAACAAGCUGAACGACCUACAUUUCCAGGGUUGGAACAAGGAGUUCAAGUACGUAUUUGGCAUAGCGAAGGAUCAUGUUCAGGACGUGACUUGGCGCUACACAUUCCACCACAAGGCUACGCUGAAGAGGCGGAGAAUGGUGCGGGAGCCGGUCCUUCUGAAUUGUCUCACGGUAGGUUGUCAUGGUUAUGGUAAUUAGUGUUUAUAUAGAAGUUGAAUCAGCGCCUUCAAAAGGAUUUGCCGGCCGAACGUCGGGAAGAGUUGCGACGUCGUCAGCUACGCGAGUGUAUCCAGUUCCUGAAUCCGAAGCUCAAUUUGAGGGACGGUGGCGAAGAAGGCCGCAAGAGUGGUGGACUGGCCUGGAAACUGGCUAGAAUGGAGACCAACGAACCUCAUCGACCGGUCGAAAUCAACCUCAGCGACGCCGAAAAGGAGGCCAAGAAGUUUGUGUGAGUUUGACUUCUUUUCAAAAUCCUUUAUUAAUCUUUGUUCUGGGGUCUCCACUAAAAUGUUUGUUCAGAUGUUGUUUUUCAUAAAAGUUCUUAAAAUUAAAUCAUUUUGUAGUUUAUGUACAAUUGCAUACCGUAGUUAUGUUGUACUAGAAAAGAAGCUACUGUAGUGUACAAAACCCCUUCUCCGAUUAAUUUGUUUUCUCAUCGUGAGACUGUCAUUUAAUAAUAUAGUACUGUGUAAUGAAUUUAGUACAAUAAUAACAUUAUUAGUCCAUGUUUAAUAUGCUUAUAAUUAAUUGGGUUACAGACUCGAGUACGAUGUGGUGAAUGAUGUUUACCACCGUCCCAAGAACAACGAAGAAGAGACGACUGGCUUCUUCUCCUACCUAAACCAAGGAGAACAUAUCCAGAGGAAGACCGAGAGCGACUGGAAGAUGGUGUACAUCUGUCGCAAGGAAGGAACCAAGUCUGCCGACCUCUCGUGGAGAAUCAACUUUGGAGAUGCCGUUCCCAAGAAGCUGUCUCUUAACCUCGGUCCAAUCUCACUGUUCCAGAACGGAAAAGCGAACGCUACACUCUGCGGAGGGAAUCUGUGCCAAAUGAUUGACGACGAUGGGAUUCUGGAGACCGACGACCUCGAAGGAGCCGAUCACGUUGAACUGUCUGUGAAUCUGAGAGGCGGCGAGGGGGACCAGGCCUUCCAACAUGCUCAAGUCUUCCGCACUUCACAGAACGAGCCCACCAAGAACUUCAGAAUCGAGAUUGGUUUCGAAUAA